GUAUACCAAAAUGUGAUGUCCGUCUGGGUUGGCGGGACUCCUGUCCUCGUGCUUUCUGUGGAUUUCUUGUUUGCAACAUUCAUUCAUUUGGCUACCCAGGUGACAUCUCGACGGCUAUGUCAAGCUGGGGUUGUAUAUCGACUACACGGUGAUAUGAUAUCUCUUGAGAAUAUCUGAAGCACUCGACCACUCUUUUAAUUCCCACUUCAUACACGUCCUGAUAACUAUAAUGACACUCUUUCCAUCUUCUCACUUAUACACUCGUUUAAAAGAUACUAUUCCCGCUGUUCUACCAUGGGGUCAACGCAACUCCUCCACCAAAGGUGACCCUCGAAAGAGCGUGAAGUGGAUCGAUGGCCUACGUGGGAUCGCCUCCUUCCUAGUAAUAUUGACACACCUCGCCCGAGCAUGGGACUACGAUCUCUUUUCUCCUCGAGACACCGAAGACGAGAGUCCACGAAUCUUACAAUGGCCCAUCCUGCGUAUUCCUUGGCAAGGCCGUCUCGGUGUCACUAUCUUUGCGUUUCUUACGGGCUACGUAUGUGCCCUCAAGCCAUUGAAGCUCUCGCGAGCUGGGAAUACGACCGCUGCAUUCACUACAAUCGCUAAGAGCGCCUUCCGAAGACCACCAAGACUUAUUUUUCCGGCCACCAUUGCCUUGGUGAUAUCAUGGACAGUUGCCCAAUUCGGCGGAUUCACUGUUGCCAAUCGCUCCGACAGCUGGUGGUGCCGAUAUGCAGCCCCAGACUUGGAAGAUUCUCUCUGGAAAGAGAUCGUUCGGUUGGGGAAGAACUUUUUGUCGACUUGGACGACCGGAUAUAUGGCAUACGACGAUCACCAGUGGGCUCUUUUACCUUUGCUCAAGGCCUCGAUGCUGGUCUUUAUUCUUCUUGUCGCGACGAUGUCUAUGCGAUUCAGAUACCGAGUCGCCGUAUACAUAGGGAUGCUGCUGUAUUAUCACCAAGAUGCCGCGAAAAACACGGAAACGUUCCAAAUGCAAGCUAUCUUCGGCGUCCUUCUCAGUGAUCUCUCAUACUCUACCACUCUGAAAGACUGGGUAGAAUCCCAUCGCUAUACUCGGAAGCUCAUUACCAUGCCCCUCGCGAUUGCCGGUCUCCUAAUCGCCUCCUACCCAGGCGAACACCCAGAAUGGAUGCCCUGGUCGAACUUCAUGUUGCAGCUAUCAAGAUAUAUUUUUCCAGCAGAUGUGAACAUCGGAAAGCGCUACUCGGCCAUCGGCGUGGACCUCAUCAUCCUAGCAAUCUACCUCUCUCCCUCAACCAAAGCCUUUCUCGCAAAUCGACUGUUGCUAUGGCUUGGAAAGCAGAGUUUCGCGGUAUAUCUCAUCCAUGGGACUAUGUUGCGUGUUGUCCUUUGCUGGAUGUUGUACGGAAUUAGUGGUCAGCCAUGGGAAGGAGGUGAAGCUGCCACUGAUGAUUCGCGGGACUGGCUGCCACUACGACCGCCAUGGGUUGUUGCUGUUAGUAUACCGGUAUGGAUCGGACUGGUGUAUGCUCUUGCAGCGGCCUGGACAGCAUAUGUUGACCCGUUCUGUGCAUCUAUGACGGAGAAGUUGGAGCGGACGGUUUUUGCAGAGGAUGAAAAAGGGUCGUUGCCAUUGCCGGCGGUCUCGAUUCCCAUGCGGACUACAUGAUUUGGGUCUGCUUUCUUGAGACUUUCUAUUGUUUUUCGUUAUUCUUCUACCAUCAAAACGGCUCUGUAACAAGCAUACGAGGUCUAUAUUCCGGUUUCUAUUCCGCGUGGUAAUUCGGUUUGGUGGAAUUGCAAGAAGUCGAAGAUGUAGUGGCAAUGCAUAAUCAUCAUCGACAUUCUUAGCGGUCACACAGCUCAUUGAGGUGGAC
Penicillium brasilianum is the source of this 1862-nucleotide messenger RNA. The record is from the annotation of a GenBank genome assembly. NCBI's taxonomy places the organism in Eukaryota, Fungi, Ascomycota, Eurotiomycetes, Eurotiales, Aspergillaceae.